Didymosphaeria variabile is the source of this 483-nucleotide messenger RNA. RefSeq lists its product as uncharacterized. NCBI's taxonomy places the organism in Eukaryota, Fungi, Ascomycota, Dothideomycetes, Pleosporales, Didymosphaeriaceae. The record is from RefSeq and is a predicted model, not a curated record. The transcript is spliced from 2 exons. Gene Ontology annotation, biological process: mycotoxin biosynthetic process. The coding region runs from base 1 to 483 and encodes 160 amino acids.
AUGGCGCCUGCAAACGAGGCCAUUGGAUACGAAACCAAGAUUUUCACCAGUGGUUUCGGCGACCAAAGAACCAAGUACAUGGGCGACAGUUACGAGGCCGACGAGGAAUGGGCGAAACUUUACCCGAGAACUGUCGUUCGGAUACCGAAGUCACAGGCCGACAGAUUGGCCAACAAGUCUAUCCCAAUCGCUGGCGACGAAGAUCACUUUCCCGUGCUCAUCACGGUUUUCCACGUCAUGCACUGCCUAGAUUCAAUCAGGCACCUGUACUUUGGCCAUGACAAGAAUAUGGACCCUGAUCCUAUAAUUAACGAGGCGGUAUUGAAGAGGCCCCAUAUUGACCACUGCUUUGAUUCUCUUCGGCAGAGCAUCAUGUGCGCGUCGGACGUGGCCCCAUCACCAUAUAAUUGGGUUCCCUCAAAAGGCAAAGCUCUUGGAUCUCUGGGCGUACAACACACGUGCCGAAGUGAGUUGCCGGAUUAA